Culicoides brevitarsis is the source of this 2232-nucleotide messenger RNA. RefSeq names its product putative inorganic phosphate cotransporter. Bases 613 to 2136 code for a protein of 507 amino acids. Gene Ontology annotation, molecular function: transmembrane transporter activity. Gene Ontology annotation, biological process: monoatomic anion transport; transmembrane transport. The transcript has 6 exons. Lineage: Eukaryota; Metazoa; Arthropoda; Insecta; Diptera; Ceratopogonidae. Gene Ontology annotation, cellular component: plasma membrane. The record is from RefSeq and is a predicted model, not a curated record.
UAUUUGUCAGAAUCUUAGGCCUGCGUAUUGUGAUCGAGAACAUUUUUUUAUGUACUACUUGUGUCGUCGUAGACCGCGAUAUGAAUGAAUAUUGCGAUAUCUCCCAUUAAUUGACUCUUGAAUAGUCUUGCCUGCCUGGUAAAGCGUUGACGGAAAACAUGCGCUUGAGUUGAAUUGUUGUUUUUCGAAGCUAACUUACACACAGACAGCCGCUCAGAGUUGCAUGAGACACGAUAAUGAGUAGACAAUGUCGUGAAAAAUUGUGUCAUUGAUCUCUUGCGAAAUUUCUACACUGACAUUGAAAUGAAAUGGGUCACGGAAAGCAUCGAAUUUGAUCAGAUCAAUUGUUUUAAAGAUCAAGGAUCAGUCAUCUCACAAAUCCAAUGGUAUUAUAUUGCAGAAAAAUAUCAAAUUUCACAUCAUAUCUGACCUUGAAUGUAAAUAUUAAUUCUUGAAAAAAAACAAAAACUUUUAUUUCAUCGUUUUUAAUCUUAUAUGAAGAGCCCCUUACCUACUUCUAUUAUCUCUUACCUACUCCAAACACAAAAAUUGUAGUAAUCGUUGCUGGAAAAUAUUAAAACGCAGUUGUAAAUAAAAGUAUAUUUAAAAAAAAUGGAUCCAAAGAUCGCAGAUGAGCGUUUGCCGCUUCUGAAUUCACAAAAGGAGACAAAAAGUUUUUGCAUUCCUCAACGAUGGGUCCUUGCAAUUAUGGGCUUUUUGGCGGUAACAAAUGCAUACACCAUGAGAAUUUGCUUGAAUGUAGCAAUUACAGAGAUGGUGGUGAAACAUCAAGACGAAGGAACGGUAGAGGAUGGAUAUUGUCCAGCAGCAAAUGUGACUGAAGGAGGCGGUGGAUCAACUGGGGGAGAAUAUGAAUGGUCCGAGGCUCUUCAAGGUCUCAUUUUGUCUGCAUUUUUCUGGGGUUAUGUCAUCACGCACAUUCCGGGCGGCAUAUUAGCUGAGAAAUUUGGCGGAAAGUGGGCAUUGAGUUUGGGUAUUUUGUCAACUGCUAUUUUCACGUUAUUGACACCAUUGGCUGUUGAGCUUGGCGGCGCUAACAUGCUUAUCGGAAUUCGUUUCUUAGAGGGUCUCGGAGAGGGAACGACUUUCCCAGCAUUAAGUGCUCUUUUGGCGGCUUGGAUUCCAUUAAACGAAAGAAGUAAAAUUGGUUCUCUUGUAUUCGGAGGCGGACAAGUAGGAACUAUUCUAGGCACUUACUUGUCAGGGGUCCUUUUGCACAACUUUGACUGGCCCUGGGUAUUUUACUUCUUUGGAGUAAUUGGUCUCUUGUGGUUUAUUCUUUUCACUUUGCUCUGUUAUAGUGAUCCAGGCUCUCAUCCAUUUAUAAAGGACAGAGAAAAGGAGUAUUUGAACAAGGAACUUGGUCAACUAACGCGAGACAAAACUCUGCCUCCCACACCAUGGAUGGCUAUUAUCACGAAUGGUCCCAUGUUGGCACUCAUAGCAGCUCAAAUUGGACACGAUUGGGGAUUCUUCAUCAUGGUUACAGACUUGCCCAAAUACAUGAGCGACGUUCUUCAUUUUUCAAUCAAAGAGAAUGGUUUAUACUCAUCCUUACCUUACAUGAUGAUGUGGCUUGUAUCCGUUACGAGUGGCAUCUUAGGUGACUGGCUCAUCAAAACUGGAAGAAUCGGUAUCACUGCUUCGCGAAAACUUUUCACAACAAUUGCUUCAGUGGGUCCCGCCAUUUUCAUCAUGCUCGCUUCUUAUGCUGGUUGCGACAAGACUCUGGUAGUAGUUCACUUUACCAUUGCUAUGGGUAUUAUGGGAACAUUCUAUCCUGGAAUGAAAGUUAAUCCACUGGAUUUGAGUCCAAAUUAUGCUGGAACAUUGAUGGCACUUACGAAUGGAAUUGGGGCAAUCACGGGUAUCAUAACGCCUGCUCUCGUUGGAUUGAUGACACCAAACCGAUCGAUCAAUGAAUGGCGCCUUGUAUUCUGGAUUGCUUUUGGAGUCUUCAUGGUAACAAAUUUGAUUUACGUUAUUUGGGCCUCUGGCGAAGUUCAGCCAUUCAACAAUCCAAGAUUACUUAACAAAUCGUACGAGGAAGACGGAGAGGUACCAGAAAAGGAGGAAAAAGACGCUGAUCAACAAAUAGAGUAUGUGAAGCAAUAAAAAAUAGAUUACUUUCGUAUUUCGUGAUAUUGCACACAGGGACAACUUUAUUUUAUUACAUUGUGGUUAAUAAAAUAAAGAUUUUUAUUUAUCAAU